UUUCGUAAACGUGUACAAUAGAAACACGUAAGCCCAUAACGCCCCAAACCUAUAAUUGUAGUGGUACUAAGCCUGAAACAUGCUCAUAGCUGUCGACCGCUACACCUCAAUGGCAGAUAUUUAUACAAGAGCCAAAAACUGUGCUGGAAGUCGUGGGCCGACUGUAUGCGAUAGAAUCUACAGGUGUACGCCUGUUAAACUUCUGCGGAGUUUACUGCUCAUUGCAUAAAUGGUGCGAGGAAAGCGUUAGGUAUAAAGUGGAGUAAAUGGCUAGCGGUAAAGGUGGUGCACUCAAGCAUAUAGAUGAUUGACAGGGCAAUCAACGAGACUAUUAUACAAAAGUUUUGUAGUUUUAUUUUGGUAGAAAAAAUUCAAUAUGUUUACCCUUGUAGAUAAAUAUCUCAUGUAAAACUUUCGCGGAAAACUUGAAUUAAAUUUAUUUUUGCAAACCGCUAGGAGCGCUGCGGAGUAAUGCUGGUGAUUUUCGAAUGAGCGAUUACGUCAUCGAUGAUUAAUUGAGAAACUUAAAGCGGUAACUUGCUUAAUCGGUUAGCGGGUACUCUAUAAGUCAUUUGGGGACAUUUAAAUUUCCGACCGUUUUGUCCGACCAAUUAAAUGUUAUAAACUAAUUAAAAAAGUUAUUUUCUGACGCCAUACCGAACUUGGAAUUUCUUUUGUGGCGUAAAAUUAUUAUUAGUACGAGGUUCUGAACUUGGUUUUAUUUUCGACUCGCAUUAAAACAUGAUUUCCAAUAAUGGAUAAAUAAUUGAAUUUAUCGCAAACAGAACCAGUCCAGUGCGCAAUGCGAGAAUUUGAUCAAUGGAAGGAGGAGAGUAUCGAUUCGAUAAGAUUUUCGUUAAAGGUCAGCCUUUCGCGCUGACAGUGUUUUGGGUUUUCUCUACAAUACAAGGUAAAUGUUGUUGCAGAAUUGUAGGCUGUAAUUGAUUUACGUGAUGUCGCUCUUUUCCGGUUGAUUCGCGAUGGAGAGGAAUUAAAAAGCCUAAUUUGCCAAGAGCAAAGAUGCCGUAUGUGAGAGCGAGGUCUGUAGAGCAAGAGAGCAAAAGAGGUGACGUACGAAACGCACAAAGAGAGGAUAGGCAAACAACAAUUCACGUCGAGACCAACGUCAUUAUUCAUAAAGAGAGAAAGGCCGCUCCGUCACGCACAGACUGGGAGCAGACGCAAAGACGUAACCGUACGAUCAAUAACAGUGCUCGGGCAACUGCGGCGAAGAACAGGCGUUGGUGGAAAGGCAAGAGCGCCGCAACCGUACAGAGUGAGCCUACGUCGUCAGACACAGCUGUUAAAGACGUCGACGUAACCUCGGGCGGGAAUAGCAAUGAAAGACUAGACAGCCAUACCGAGAACUGCUCUGAUUUCAGCAACUCGACUACCGAAGAAAAGGCAAAGUUUGAUAUCUGGAAAAAAAGAGUAAAUCGACGAAAUAGUGGCUAUUACGCUAAGAGAAUAAGCCUAAACCGGGAUUUAAGGUUCUCUCAGCAGACGGGUGAUAGUAAAGAGAGUCUUUCUGUUAGUGAAAAGGAUUCAGGUGUCUUUUGUUCGCAUAACCAAGAAAUCGCUACAAUAACUUCGUUCUACGAAAAUGCUCUGCAGCCUCAGGAAUACCCAAGCACAUACGAAGGUAUAGUACAGACCGUGUUACCCUCUACUAGUCCCUACUACAACAAGUCAUUUGCCAGCUUAAAACGAAAGCAAGCAACUCAGCAUCCAACUGCAGCCUGUACGAAUUGCGGACAAAAGUGUAAUACAUCUCAGUCCAACAGGAAAUACUCUAGUUCAGAACCGGAACAGUCGUAUGCUCGCUUUAGAUGCACCAAAGAGCGCUACUUUUCUCAGCUGCCCGUUUCAUCAUUUAAUCUGCCAGGUUGCGUGCAAUUAGAUACCGCAAACCCAGCGAGCUGCACAGAAAGAAAGUCUUCAAUGUCUGAUCUUAAUAAUGACCGAGUUAGCCGUGAACUUAAUACCGAACCUACUACUAUAUCUUGCCAAGAUAUACCAACUGUACGGUCCCAAUCUGAUCCUAGGAAAGACACGGAGGCAUUACUUUCAGCAGAGAGGCCCUCGUCUACACAAACCGUUUUACCUAAUCACUUUGGGCAUUACGACGAAACUGUCGGCUGUGGAAGACGAAUUGCUGCUGACCCGACUGUUACAACCAGCGUUUCUACACCUCUGGUCUACUCGUUUUCGCCGGAGGACGAACCACACAGUUAUGACACAAACACUGCCAGUGAUAACAAUGCUUUGACGUACCGACCGACUCGAUUAAAAACCCAGUCCCACCCGCAAACGGUAAAAAAUAGGCAAAGUGUUCCAGGCGACCUACAACUGCUACCUCGGCAGCAUUAUAAUUCUGAAAACAGUACCCCGCCGCGCUCUGCGCCUUUCGGAAACAGCCGUGAAGAAUUACAUAUACCUACCAAGAAGCAAGACCAGCAGCUCAAAAAGGAACAUUUGUCCAGCAGUUUAACUGCAUUAUCUACGCCAAGGUCGCCUGAAAAACACACAUGGGAUUAUGGCUCCAGUAAACCAAAUCCGUUUGCCGAAAUCGCCAUGAAAAGCGCUAAGCACAACGGUGUAGUGUCUGCUUUUCCAAAGCUAGGGGCUUCGACCCGCAGUUUAAAUCGGCUUGAGCAUAAUUUUUACGACGAAGAUGGAGAGUGUAUUCCUUUGACGCAAGUUUCCCCACAAGCAACACACACCGAAUCCUAUCUUGCGCCGCCAGAUUUAGUUGGGGGUCAUAAAAACGAUUCCGACCACCCCGGAAAAGUAAGAGACGUCUUCCCGGAGGAAAAAGAACAACGAAAUAACAUCCGUGAUUCUUCCCAUAAAGUCGAUGGAAGCGAUACAGCUCAGGUCGAUUCUUCGUCCAUGCAAAUGGAUAAGAAAAGUCUUGGGGCAAACAACAACAAAACAAUGAACAUAGGGUACAGACUCGGAUACCGACGAACGCUUUUCGAGCGACGCAAACGGUUGAGUGAUUACGCUUUAAUAUUCGGAAUGUUCGGAAUAAUUGUAAUGGUCAUCGAAACCGAACUUUCAUCGGGAAAUAUUGCUGAUUUGAGAGGCAAAGUAUUGCAAUGCAGUACAAGCGACCAAAUAAUGAAAGCUUGGAACGGCGGACUCUUAACAGAAUGUGCUUGGAAGGCCACUUAUUUCUCUUUAGCUUUGAAGUGCCUAAUAUCAUUGUCAACAGCAUUAUUAUUGGGUUUGGUCGUCGCAUAUCACGCUAGAGAAAUACAGUUGUUUAUGAUUGACAACGGUGCGGAAGAUUGGAGAAUCGCAAUGGAUUGGGAACGAGUAAUGUUCAUUACGCUUGAACUGACCAUAUGCAGUAUUCACCCGAUACCGGGUCUAUACACAUUUGAGUGGUCCGCGAGACACGCAUUUUCUGGAGUUACGACGACAACAACAGCGGACGUUGACAUCCUUCUCUCGAUCCCUAUGUUUCUUCGUCUUUAUCUGAUAGCUCGUGUGAUGCUUCUACACAGCAGGCUUUUCACCGACGCGUCAUCUCGAAGCAUCGGAGCUUUGAACAAAAUCAACUUUAACACCAGAUUCGUUAUGAAGACGUUAAUGACGAUAUGUCCUGGCACCGUGCUGCUGGUAUUCAGUAUUUCAUUAUGGAUUAUUGCAGCGUGGACUAUUAGAGCUUGCGAACGAUAUCACGACACUGAGAACGUAAACAGCAACUUCUUAAGCUCGAUGUGGCUUAUUUCAAUCACUUUCCUAUCAAUUGGCUACGGUGAUUUGGUUCCAAACACAUUCUGUGGCAGGACCGUCUGUCUUCUUACCGGCAUCAUGGGUGCCGGAUGUACUGCUUUAGUUGUCGCUGUCGUAGCCAGAAAAUUAGAGCUCACCAAAGCGGAAAAGCACGUUCAUAACUUUAUGAUGGAUACUCAGUUGUCGAAACGCGUCAAAAACGCGGCCGCUAACGUACAGGAAACAUGGCUGAUAUAUAAAAGCACGAAGCUGACAGAUAAACUGGAUUCUACUAAAGUUAGAAGACACCAGCGCAAGUUUCUGCAUGCAAUUUAUCAAUUACGUAAUUUUAAAAUGGAGCAACGGAAACUGAACGACCAAGCCAACACCCUUAUUGAUUUUGCAAAGAUGCAAAUACGAGUUUCGGACAUGUUAUCUGAAAUAACCACCCGGCACGAAACGGUUGAAGACAGAGUGUGUCAGAUCGGGACUCGACUUGAAAACUUAGAACAACAAGUCAGUAAACUUCCCGAACUGCUCGCUGAAGUUGUACAGACUCAACUUACAGACUACUUUGAUCGUGCGAUAGCAGAACGAGUAAAGCGACGGCCGAGUGAAGAUAUGUCGCCUGAGACUGCUAGCGAUCGCUCUCAAAAAACUUCCAGUGUCACUCGCAGGCAGUCAUAUUCGCAGUCAAAGUCGCAAGCAGUCGACGGCAGAAAGACGAGAGAGGGAGCCAGGCACAGAACUGGAUCUUCGGCGUCGUCGAUUUCUUCGUGGGAUCCGGGACCCGCUGGGUCAUCAAAGAAGGACGAAAACUAGGCGGGGUUUCGGCGCUUCAAAUCCCGCCGGGUCCACAAUUUGUCGUCGUUCUCCGACAUGGUAGAAGCUGUCGUCGCUACGGGUGCGAACAAGUAGUAUAAUUACUGCGUUUGAAAAACAAAGUUCGAUAUCGUUUACUUAUACAAGGAGGUCGAUACGAUGUGUCUUCGAAACAGCUUAACAAUUUCUUUCGCCAUUUUCUUUUCUGUUCAUACCUCGUUCCUGCUUUGAACUUAUCACUUUGCUUACGAGUUUCCAAAAUUCUCUAUCGCUGACGUCACGAAUGCGUAUUUCGAAAAUACAGACUGGUACGCAGCCAACCUUUUUAACCAAUCAAAUCGCUCUGUUAUGCUACGGUGACAACGAAAAUUACAUACCACGUUUAAGACGAAAAACGGGGGUAGCUGCAAACCAGUCUGUAUUUGAGAUACAGACUCAUCUUACAGACGAGCUACUGGAUUUGCUUUUAUUCUUCCUUUAUCAGCUUCUACUGCUAGAUCAUGCUUCGUCUGUAUAGACGCUUUCUCAUGUUUAUGCACUUACAAUAAGUGUUCGUUCACAUACUACUGCAUACACAUAUAAAUAUUUAUAAAUUAUGUUUCGUUUUCACCGGUUUUAAUCUCGUUUCUUUCUUCACUGACUUGUUUUACUUGGCUACGCUAACUGGCCAGAACGCACAGAUAUCAUUUAUGUUCCAGUAGCACUUGGAAGUCAACUCAGUCAAUACGAAGUCAUAUACAAUGUACUUCUUUCUGUUUUGCAUUUGCUUCAAUACAAAGUUUCAGUCUAUGUAAGGUGUCCUUUGGCCUCCAACCCAGAGGUUACAGAUUCAAGGCUCGCCACUGGGACUAUGCCCCCUGGGCAAGAUUAACAGCAAUUGCUCCAACCCCGUGGAACCUUAUGAGUUGUCACCCAUGCAUUAAAAAAAUCUAAAAAUGUAAUCACUCCUAAAGUUACGUUAACACGUAAGCGGGCACACGAUGUAUUGCCCGCCACGUGAAAAUACAACAAGUUACAUUC
Messenger RNA from Ciona intestinalis (vase tunicate), 5565 nucleotides. NCBI's taxonomy places the organism in Eukaryota, Metazoa, Chordata, Ascidiacea, Phlebobranchia, Cionidae. The record is from RefSeq and is a predicted model, not a curated record.